Carcharodon carcharias (great white shark) is the source of this 4859-nucleotide messenger RNA. RefSeq names its product glutamyl-prolyl-tRNA synthetase 1 (gene eprs1). The coding region runs from base 125 to 4648 and encodes 1507 amino acids. The transcript is spliced from 32 exons. Gene Ontology annotation, biological process: prolyl-tRNA aminoacylation; translation; glutamyl-tRNA aminoacylation. Gene Ontology annotation, cellular component: aminoacyl-tRNA synthetase multienzyme complex; cytoplasm. Lineage: Eukaryota; Metazoa; Chordata; Chondrichthyes; Lamniformes; Lamnidae. The record is from RefSeq and is a predicted model, not a curated record. Gene Ontology annotation, molecular function: glutamate-tRNA ligase activity; ATP binding; proline-tRNA ligase activity.
GCUUUGGUGUGACACUCGGAAGUAGUGCCAGUACCACUUCAUCGUGGGAGCGAGUUUGAGUGAAGCAGUUGAAGAACGGUAGUGGUAGCUGUCGGUUGGGUUGCAGUUAUUAACAGGACGGCAGAUGGCUCUGAGUCUGUCAGUGAAUGUCUCCAGCCCUUGUUUAGGUGCAUUACUAACUGUGGAACACAUCAACAAUUCUGUCAGUGUACUGAUUGAAGCGGGUAAAGAGAACAUACUGCGAAUUUCUGAAGAUGUUGCCUUUAAUGAUGUGAAUUCCAUUGUCCGCUACCUGGCUCGGGUAGCUACAGAAAAUAAGCUCUAUGGCUCCAAUCUGCUAGAACGUACUGAGGUUGAUCACUGGUUGGAAUUUAGCAGCACAGGACUGGCAAGCUCUGCUCUGUUCCCUGCAGCAAUACAAGAGCUUGAUUGUGCACUUUCUCUCAGGACAUUCCUGGUUGGGCAUGAAUUGACACUGGCUGAUCUGUGUGUAUGGGCAGCAUUGAAAGAAAGUUGCUUUUGGGAAAAGCAGCUAAGUCAGAACAAGAUACCAGCUCAUGUUAAACGAUGGUACAAUUUCCUUGGCUCACAGGAUGCAUUUCAGUCUGUGUGUAAAAAAUGGGCAAUAGCAACUCCACAGAAUACAGUGAUGAAUGAGAAGAAACAGGAUCGUGGAAAAUUUGUUGAACUGCCCGGUGCAGAAAUCGGUAAAGUGGUAGUAAGAUUUCCACCUGAAGCCAGCGGUUAUUUACACAUUGGACAUGCCAAAGCUGCGCUUUUGAAUCAACAUUAUCAAGUGAGCUUUAAGGGGAAACUCAUCAUGAGGUUCGAUGAUACCAAUCCUGAAAAGGAAAAGGAAGACUUUGAGAAGGUUAUACUGGAAGAUGUUUCAAUGCUGGAGAUAAAACCUAACCAAUUCACCUACACCUCUGAUCAUUUUAAUAUUAUAAUGCAAUAUGCUGACAAAAUGAUUAGAGAUGGAAAAGCUUAUGCAGAUGACACGCCUCCAGAUCAAAUGAAACAAGAGCGUGAACAAAGGAUUGAGUCUAAACACAGGGCAAAUUCUGUACAGCAGAACCUGCAAAUAUGGGAAGAGAUGAAGACUGGAACAAAAUAUGGGCAAACCUGCUGUUUACGAGCAAAGAUUGACAUGGCAUCCAAUAAUGGUUGUCUUAGGGACCCCACGAUCUACCGAUGCAAGAACAUGCCACAUCCUCGCACUGGGCUCAAAUACAAAGUUUAUCCAACUUACGACUUUGCAUGCCCUAUAGUGGACAGCAUUGAAGGUGUCACACAUGCACUUAGGACAACAGAGUACCAUGACCGGGAUGAGCAAUAUUACUGGAUCAUUGAUGCCCUGGACAUUCGGAAACCUUAUAUUUGGGAGUACAGCCGCCUUAACCUAAAUAACACUGUACUAUCGAAGAGGAAGCUUACGUGGUUCGUUAAUGAAGGGCUUGUGGAUGGAUGGGAUGACCCUCGCUUUCCAACAGUACGUGGAGUCCUGCGGAGAGGGAUGACUGUUGAGGGAUUAAAACAGUUUAUUGCUGCUCAAGGUGGCUCAAGAUCUGUUGUGAACAUGGAGUGGGACAAACUCUGGGCUUUUAAUAAAAAGGUUAUUGAUCCGGUGGCACCUAGAUAUACAGCAUUAUUGCAGAAUGAUGUAGUGCCCGUGAAUGUGCCAGGGGCCAAGGAAGAGAUGAAAGAUGUGGCCAAGCAUCCCAAGAAUCCAGAUGUAGGGCUGAAACCUGUGUGGUACGGACCCAAAGUACUAAUUGAAGGAGCAGAUGCAGAAACUUUCACAGAGGGAGAAAUGGUUACUUUCAUCAAUUGGGGUAACAUUAACAUCACUAAAAUUAACAGAAAUUCCGGAGGAAAGAUUACAUCACUUGAGGCAACGUUAAAUCUAGAUAACAAGGAUUAUAAGAAGACAACAAAGAUAACAUGGUUAACUGAGAAUCCACAAGCUCCAUUGGUUCCCACAGUAUGUGUUUAUUAUGAACAUCUAAUCAGUAAACCUGUCAUUGGCAAGGAUGAAGAUUUCAAGGAACAUGUAAAUCGAAACAGCAAGCAAGAAGAGCUAAUGCUUGGCGACCCCUGUCUAAAAGACCUGAAAAAAGGAGAUAUCAUCCAACUACAAAGAAGAGGUUUCUUUAUCUGUGAUCAGCCAUAUGAACCAGUUAGUCCACAUAGUUGCAAAGAAUCUCCUUGUGUUCUGAUCUACAUCCCUGAUGGUCAUACCAAGGAAAUGCCGACCUCUGGUUCCAAGGAGAAGAGUAAACAUGAUGCAGUUAAAGUGGUUAAAGCUGACUCUGCAGCUACAACUGUAUCACCUCUUUCCCCUGCCUCAACAUGUGACGCUCUUGACCUUACUGCACUUUACAACAAAGUAGCUCAACAAGGUGAGGUUGUACGUGAAUUGAAGGCAAAGAAAGCAUCCAAAGAAGAGGUGGAUGCAGCAGUAAAAGGACUUUUGAGCUUGAAGGCAGAAUAUAAGCAGCAGAGUGGUAUUGAAUAUAAGCCUGGAAAGCCACCAGCAUCUACUGCUAGCCUUGUCCCUGUAUCCAAGACCUCAGACUCAACUGUUAGCAAAGUUCUGUAUGACAAGGUGUCUCAACAAGGAGAAGUAGUUCGAAAGCUCAAAGCAGAUAAAGCUCCCAAGGAUAAGAUAGAUGAAGCAGUAAAAACACUUCUAGCCUUAAAAGUAGAGUAUAAGCAGAAGACUGGUGAAGAGUACAAACCAGGGAAGCCAUCCGGCGCUGCAGUAGGGCCAGCAGUUCCAGCCAUUAUCCCCCCUAUAGAAGCAUCAGCACUUGAUGAGAGAGCACUACACAGCAAGGUGGCAGAACAAGGAGAAGUUGUUCGCAAACUUAAGGCAGAAAAAGUUUCUAAGGAGGUAAUAGGUGCUGCUGUGGCUGUGCUCCUUGAUUUGAAGGGGCAGUAUAAAGCUUUAACAGGAAUGGAAUAUAAGCCGGCUGCAGGCAGUGAUGAAGAGAACAAAAACAAAAAAGAGAAACAGAACAAAUCUGAGAAGCAGAAUAAGUCUGAAAAGCCUGAGGGGCAGAAGAAAGGGGCAGCAAAAGAACAGGAGAAGGGAUCAAACAAUGGAGGUGCCGGUGAAGGCCAGGGACCUAAGAAACAAACCCGAUUGGGCCUAGAAGCUAAAAAAGAAGAGAAUCUAGCAGAGUGGUAUUCACAAGUGAUUACGAAAUCCGAAUUGAUUGAAUAUUAUGAUGUCAGUGGUUGCUAUGUUCUCCGACCCUGGUCUUAUGCUAUCUGGGAAGCUAUCAAAGAGUUCUUUGACCAUGAGAUUAAGAAACUUGGUGUGGAGAACUGUUACUUCCCCAUGUUUGUGUCUCAGGCAGCCCUUGAGAAGGAAAAGUCACAUAUAGCAGAUUUUGCCCCUGAGGUUGCUUGGGUAACCAGAUCAGGAAACACCGAGUUAGCAGAACCGAUUGCUGUUCGACCAACAAGUGAAACAGUCAUGUACCCAACCUAUGCCAAAUGGGUGCAGUCACAUCGUGAUUUACCAAUCAAACUCAAUCAAUGGUGCAACGUAGUGCGUUGGGAAUUCAAGCACCCACAGCCAUUUCUACGUACUCGUGAGUUCUUAUGGCAGGAAGGGCAUACAGCAUUUGCUACCCGUGAGGAAGCUGCAGAAGAGGUUUUGCAAAUUCUGGAAUUGUAUGCACAAGUAUACGAGGAGCUACUUGCAAUCCCUGUAGUAAAAGGAAGAAAGACUGUAAAAGAAAAGUUUGCAGGUGGUGACUAUACAACUACAGUUGAAGCCUUUGUAUCAGCCAGUGGAAGAGGCAUCCAGGGAGCCACUUCACACCACUUAGGACAGAAUUUUUCUAAGAUGUUUGAGAUUGUGUUUGAAGAUCCAAAGAAACCUGGAGAGAAGCAGUUUGCAUACCAGAACUCCUGGGGACUUACAACUCGAACUAUUGGGGUUAUGACCAUGGUACAUGGUGAUAACCAAGGUUUGGUAUUGCCUCCACGAGUCGCUUGUGUGCAGGUUAUAAUAAUACCUUGUGGGAUCACAAACACUCUCUCAGAAGAGGACAAGGACUCUUUAUUAAAGAAGUGCAGUCAAUAUCUUGGCCGGCUGACUAAUGUUGGAAUUCGUGCUCGGGCUGACUUGAGGGAUAACUACUCGCCUGGCUGGAAGUUCAACCACUGGGAGUUAAAAGGUGUACCCAUCAGGCUGGAGGUUGGACCACGGGACAUGAAGAAUAAUCAAUUUGUGGCUGUCAGGCGUGACACUGCCAACAAACUUACAAUACCUGAGGCUGCUGCUGAGACAAAGCUGAAAAAUUUAUUGGAAGAAAUUCAAAACAACCUUUAUAAUAGAGCUGCUCGGGAUCUAAAGGAGCAUAUGGUUUUGGCUGACACAAUGGAACAAUUUCAACAGGAGUUAGAUUCAGGAAAGAUUGUGCAGAUUCCUUUUUGUGGUAAUAUGGAAUGUGAAGACUGGAUCAAGAAAAUGACAACAAGGGAUCAGGAUAUUGAGCCUGGUGCACCAUCCAUGGGAGCCAAGAGUCUUUGUAUCCCUUUCAAACCUCUUCGUGAGUUGCAGUCUGGAGCAGUAUGCAUCAGUGGCAAGGAGCCUGCCCAAUACUAUGUACUUUUUGGCCGCAGUUACUAGUGAAGAUACAAAGUGUGGGAAAAUCAUGUCUUUGACUAUACAUGUUUUUAUAAGACUAAUCAAUGAAGGUUACAUUCAUCUUUUUGUGUAUUUUUAUCCAGUUAUGAAAAAAUAAACUGUAUCAAUAACAAAAACAAAACUAGGGCUAUGGCUAUCAAAAAUAUGUCUGUUCCAGAUAUCCUACUUAAUAGUAAUAAACCUUUAAUGAAUA